AAUAAAAAAAGGGAAAGGAAAGGGAUUUCAUGUUCAGAACCCACAGAACACAGAGAGGGUAAACACUGCAAUAAGGAGAAGCGAUGGCAGCCGACAUACCGGUAGACAAGACCACGACGCCGCCUCGGCCGAGUCUAUUUGAUUUCCAUGGAGUCUCAAUGAUUCAUUCUUUCACAGACAACUGGGAGAAAGUUCAAAACUUCCAAGCCAGAUCAGAUGAUAUCCUCAUCGCGACGUACCCAAAAGCAGGAACUACAUGGGUCUCCUACAUUCUUGAUCUCCUGUAUUUUUCCCAGUCACAGCCAGAUCGUCAGACAUCCACCCCUAUUCAUGAGAGAGUACCUUUCCUCGAGUCGAAGUACCCAAACCAUCCUUCUGGAACGGAUCGGGCAGACAGUCUCGAUUCUUCUCCUCGUCUCAUCAAAACUCACCUGCCGGUCCAGAUGAUUCCAAAGUCGUUUUGGGAACAGAAAUGCAGGGUAGUGUAUGUGGCCCGUAAUGCUAAAGACAAUGCAGUGUCUUUUUUCCACUUUGACCGCAUGGACUUAUGCCAACCAGAGCCAGGAGAGUGGAACAGCUACCUACAGAGAUUCAUGGACGGAAAGAUGUUAUUUGGAUCCUGGUAUGAUCAUGUGACUGGCUGGUGGGAGAGGAAACAGUCCCAUCCUGAAAUCCACUACAUGUUCUUUGAAGAUAUGGUUGAGGACACUGGACGAGAGAUAGACAAGUUGAGUUCCUUUCUUGGUUCAAAUUCGACAGCCGCAGAGAAGGAACAGAUCAGACAUCUAGUGCAGUUUGAUAACAUGAAGAAGAACGACAUGACCAACUACUCAUCAUUUGACGAAAUGGACUUUAAUAUCUCUCCCUUCAUGAGAAAAGGGAAGGUUGGUGACUGGAAAAACCACUUCACCCUAGCCCAGAAUGAACAGUUCGAUGAAGACUAUAUGAAGAAGAUGAAGAAGAAUGCAUCACUGCAGUUCCGCACUAUAGUCUGAAGUCUGGCCAGGCUACUCUCAUAUCAUGAUUAAACCUGAGUGACAGGAGGAUAUGUAUGAUCUUUCUACAAGGACAUAGUUUACAAUGUCUUGUUGGGCUUUAUAUUAGUCCUAGCCAUAAUCGUCAAUCGAAAGUGUGUUUGUCAAUAAUGAAAACAUCCGCACUCAACAAUAAAAAUGUGUCUCAU
Gadus chalcogrammus (walleye pollock) is the source of this 1183-nucleotide messenger RNA. RefSeq names its product cytosolic sulfotransferase 3-like. Lineage: Eukaryota; Metazoa; Chordata; Actinopteri; Gadiformes; Gadidae. Gene Ontology annotation, biological process: sulfation. The coding region runs from base 84 to 995 and encodes 303 amino acids. The record is from RefSeq and is a predicted model, not a curated record. Gene Ontology annotation, cellular component: cytoplasm. The transcript has 8 exons. Gene Ontology annotation, molecular function: sulfotransferase activity.